AGGAGAUCAGCUGCUCCUCCACAUCAAGAGGAGCCAGUUGAGGUGGUUUGGGCAUCUAGUUAGGAUGCCUCCCUGGAGAAAUUUUCCAGGCAUGUCCAACUGGGAACCAAUCUAAAAGGAGACCCAGGACAUGCUGGAGGGCUGGAACUGGCCCAAAGGGGGAGAGGGAAGUCGGGACCUGUUUUCCUUAGCUGCUGCACCCUCUAGCUGACCCCAGAUAAGCAGAAGCAGCAACUAACUUCCUAAAAAGGACGUGAUAUAUACUGGUAAAAUCUGUUUUCCUCUAACUUUUUAAAUAAAAGGAACUUGUUUGUUCUCUUUUACACACGUUAUUUUUUUUCGACAUUUAAAACAUCAGCACACAUCAGCUUUAAUAAAUCUGAUCUCACAUUCUGCUGUGAAGCAGCAGGAGUUUGGAGAUGGACGAAGAAAUCAGUUAUUCCUCGUUGGUUUUCAAAAACAGGGCUGCAGCUCAAGAUGGAGAAAAAGAAAACCUGACGAAGAACUAUGGAAAGAAAAAUUCACCAGUUCCAGAGGAAAAACAGGAUGUGUCGAUUUACUCUGAAGUCAAACACAAAGCUCUGGCAGCAGCUGCAUCAAAGGCAAAGGAGGAGCCACAGGUUUAUUCUGAAGUCAAGCCCAAAGCUGCCACUACUGAACCGAAGAAAGCAGGAGAUCUGACGACUAAACCUGUGGAACAACCUGGGAAAACAACACCUGCAGAACCCAAAGUCAAAGCAACUAAAAGAUCAUCCAGUCCUCUGGUGUGUUUGGGGAUUCUCUGUCUUCUCCUGAUGGCAGCUGUCAUCUUCCUGGUGAUCAAAAUUGCCAUGGUAACAAGAAAACAGGAAGCAAGCAUCAGUGAGCUCACAGCCAAAAAUCAGCAGCUGAAUCUGGAAAAUAAAAACAUCACGAGUCAGACUGAACGGCUGACUGUGCAGAACAGAUUCUUAGUGAAUAAAACAAAUCAGCUGAUGGAGGAAAAGAAAGGUUUGGAGAAUCAGACGCAGUGGCUGCAUAAUCAGACCCAGUGGCUGCAGAAUCAGACCCAGUUGCUGCAGAAUCAGACCCAGUUGCUGCAGAAUCAGACCCAGUUGCUGCAGAAUCAGACCCAGUGGCUGCAGAAUCAGACCCAGUUGCUGCAGAAUCAGACCCAGUUGCUGCAGAAUCAGACCCAGUGGCUGCAGAAUCAGACCCAGUGGCUGCAGAAUCAGACCCAGUGGCUGCAGAAUCAGACCCAGUUGCUGCAGAAUCAGACUGUGGCGCUGAGAAAAGAAAGAGGCAACCUCAACCAGACGCUGGGAUCCAUCCUGACAUAUGACAAUUUCCCAGUGAAAGACUUCUGUCCCAACAAAAAGUGUCAGCCAUGUCAGACAGGCUGGAUUCUCUUCAGUGGAACAUGUUACCUGUUUUAUAAUCACACUUCUAUCUGGUUAACCUGGAAUGAAAGUCGACAAUUCUGUCAGAGCAAAUCAGCUGAUCUGGUUGUUAUAAAUAACCUGCAGGAACAGGAAUUCAUCAGUACCUAUUCUGCAUACUACUUUGAUCAAUGGCAUGGAUACUGGUUGGGAUUAAACAAUCUAACCAACAGUAAAUGGAUCUGGAUUGAUCAACAUGAGGAUAAUCUGAAGUACUGGAUACCAGGGCAAUAUGGGGGUUCAGGUCCAUUUGCUCUGCUGGUUCCUAAACCUAAUGAUAUGGUUCCUCCUGUCACACAGAACUGGGACACAUCAGAUCCUUCGUUUAAGCUCAGAUUCAUCUGUGAGCAAAACGCUCUGAUCAUAUCUAACUAG
Molecule: messenger RNA, 1793 nt
Organism: Nothobranchius furzeri (turquoise killifish)
Lineage: Eukaryota; Metazoa; Chordata; Actinopteri; Cyprinodontiformes; Nothobranchiidae
Product: oxidized low-density lipoprotein receptor 1
Source: RefSeq, a predicted model, not a curated record